Messenger RNA from Cotesia glomerata, 1149 nucleotides. Its product is annotated as glyoxalase domain-containing protein 4. The coding region runs from base 229 to 1074 and encodes 281 amino acids. The transcript has 7 exons. The record is from RefSeq and is a predicted model, not a curated record. Lineage: Eukaryota; Metazoa; Arthropoda; Insecta; Hymenoptera; Braconidae.
UGACUUCAGUGUUAUUAUUUUAGUUUAAAAUUAAAAUUUCAAGGUUAAUGGAAGCUCUUUCACCUCUCACUAGUCACCGGGAUUGAAUUAUUCCAGAAAAAUCUAAUCAACUAAUUACGGUAGUUAAUUGGCUCACGUGACAGCUUGGAAACGCCUGGUAUUUUAUUGUUUCAUAAUCUUAGACAAAUUCUUAGAUAUUAUUUUAUAUUUCACUAGAAGUUAUCGAAAAUGGCAGCUCGGGCGUUACAUUAUGUUUUCAAAAUACCAGACCGAAAAUUAACUGUUAAAUUUUACCGAGAAAUUCUUGGUAUGAAGGUACUGAGACAUGAGGAAUUUUCAGAAGGCUGUGAUGCUGCUUGCAAUGGACCUUACGACAGUCGUUGGAGUAAAACCAUGAUCGGUUAUGGCCCAGAAGAUUCUCAUUUUGUCAUCGAGUUAACUUAUAACUACGGAAUAAAUAAUUAUGAGCUAGGAAAUGACUUCCAGGGAAUUACUAUCAAGUCAAAGGAAAUAAUUGACCGAGCUAGGAAAUAUAAUUGGCCUGUUGAAGAAGAAAAUGGAGUUUCUGUUCUUAAAGCUCCCGGUGGUUAUAAAUAUUAUAUUAUUAAUGAACCCCAAGUUGCUAAUCAAGAUCCUGUUGUGAAAGUUACAUUGUCUAGUUCAAACCUACAACGAACUGUUUCUUACUGGAAAGAUAUUUUAAAUAUGAAAGUUUAUGAACAAAAUGACAAUAAUGUUACUUUUGGCUAUGAUGACAAUCAAGCAAAAUUGGAAUUCAAGAAUAUUGGAACUAAAGUAGAUCAUGGAAAAGCAUAUGGUAGGAUUGCAUUUUCAGUUCCUUAUGACAGUCAGCCUGGAAUACAAAAAAAAAUUCGUGAAAACGGCCAUAAAAUUUUGACAGAUUUAAUCACUCUAGACACUCCUGGAAAAGCUUCCGUGCGAGUUAUUAUUCUUGCUGACCCCGAUGAACACGAAAUUUGUUUUGUUGAUGACGAAGGGUUCAGGAAACUUUCGGUUCCUGACUAUCCAAGCGAAGCUAUUUUGGACAGAUUUAUCGCUAAAGAUUCAACAUAAAUUAUUUAUUGUUAUACUUUUUUUGACGUUUAUAUUUUGUUACUGGUUUUGGGAUUUACUAAAAAUAAUAAUUAU